AUGCCUGAACUACCCGAAGUAGAAUACGCUCGUCGAUUAUUGGCUCGAUUUUUAACUCAUACACAUAUUACUAAAGUUUCAUAUCCAGAUGCUGAUGGCCUGGCGAAGCGUUUCUUGAAUUGCACACCAAAUUCAUUUGCCGAUGGAUUAGUUAACCGUAAGAUUUUGGAUAUUAAACGGCACGGUAAAUAUCUAUGGUUUGAGAUGGCUGACCAGAAACCUUUGACACCAAUCUUUCAUUUUGGAAUGUCUGGAGGUUUUCGAAUCAAAUCAGCACCUGAUGUGACUUAUUUGAAAGAGCUUGAACAUGUGAAAAGAAAAGCGAAAAACGAAGUUGAUGGACAAUGCGAGUCUUUUGUUUAUGACGCUGACUUAACAUGGCCGCCUCGUUUUACACGUAUUCGAUUUUUGACGUCAACAGGUCACGAUGUGUGCUAUACAGAUCUUCGUAAAUUUGGACGUUUUCAUUUAAUUGAUUCGAACGAACCUCUUUCAUGCCUUCCUUUAUCAAAAUUAGGCUUCGAUCCUUACCUUGAAAUGCCAAAACUUGAUGAUUUCAAAGAUUUAAUCAACUCGUACCGAUCGAAAUCCAUCGAACUUAAAGCAUUAUUACUUGACCAAGCAUUUUGUGCUGGAAUUGGCAAUUGGAUAGCUGAUGAAAUACUCUAUCAGUCACAUUUGCAUCCACGUAAACGAUUGAAUACAUUGACGGACGAUCAACUGAAGAGUUUGCACAAAAACAUCGACUAUGUCAUUCGCACAGCAGUUGAUGCAGGUGGGAGUCAUAAAUUUCCACCGGAAUGGCUGUUUCAUUUUCGAUGGACGAACAAACGGGAAACAGAAGAUUAUUAUAAACUAAAAAUUCAAUUUGAUACCGUCGGUGGACGAACAUCAGCUUAUGUACCGAAAAGACAACUCUUAUCCGAUGAUGAACAACAUCAAGUGGAUGUUCGAUUGGCUGCACGUGAUGCCAAACGAGCCAAGAACUCAGUUACUGUAGUACGUUCAAAAGGGUUACGAAAAAAACGAAGUAAACAAGAAAUGAUCGAAAGUGACUUCGAAGAAGAAGAAAAAGAGGAAAAUGCCGAAGACGAACCAGCACCGACCCCACCUCGAAAAAAGAAAUUAUCAUCUGAACCUGUGGCUAAUAUAUCGAAUCGACCACAACGAUCAUGUAGACAGAAAACGAUCAAUUAUCAUGUGUGA
Messenger RNA from Adineta ricciae, 1206 nucleotides. The record is from the annotation of a GenBank genome assembly. NCBI's taxonomy places the organism in Eukaryota, Metazoa, Rotifera, Eurotatoria, Adinetida, Adinetidae.